UGAUGAAUGUCCUGGAGCUCCAUGAUGCACGUCAGACUGCUGCAGCUAUAGAGGAUCUGUCUGGAGCUCUGCAGACGGUCGGAGAUCUGUACAUCAUCUCCACCUUCAUGCUGCCACCCAAACUCGGCGGCGUUUUGUUUGGCCUCUACGAUAAAGAGGACAACAAGAAAUACCUGGAGGUUGCUGCUGUAGGCAAGAUCAACAAAUUACUGGUGCGAUACUUGCGCUCUGAUGGAAAAGCUCAUGCUGUCAAUUUACAAAACCCAGUCCUCGCUGAGGGACGCACCCAAUCACUUAUCCUCAGAAUGAGUGGACUGAGACGCAGGCACAUCAACCUAGAGCUUUAUGUAAACUGCCGUUUGGUGGACUCUGCUCAGGGCCUCCCUUCACUUUCCGGGCUUCCAUCAAAGACAGAAUCUGUGGAUGUUCGCACCGGACAGAAGUCUUACGCCAGGAUGCAGGGCUCAGUGGAGUCUGUUAAACUGGCUCUCGGAGGCUCUCUAGCAACUGCUGGUCUCCUCAUUGACUGUCCUGUCCAAGGAGAUUCAGCUAUCAACAAUGCAGGGGAUCACACCAAAGCUCUGAUCGGACAGCUGAUCAUCUUUAACCAGAUCAUGGGAGAGCUGAGAGAGGAUAUCAGAGAACAGACAAAAGAGAUGUCUCUCAUCAGAAACACAAUUCUUCUCCUAUUUUGCGCUGCUCAGCCCUGUUUUUCUGCAGAGUUGUGUGUGAACACAGCUAAAGGCUUCACCUGUGAGUCCUGUCCCAUAGGAUUCACCGGUCCAGCACUCAGGGGGGUGGGUCUUGAGUUUGCCAAGAGCCACAAGCAGGAAUGUGUUGAUAUUGAUGAGUGCACUGAGCACUCUGGUUCCUGUGUGCCCAACUCAGUCUGUAUUAAUACAGUGGGAUCGUUCAGGUGUGGCCAGUGUAAAGCAGGAUUUGUGGGUAAUCAGACUGCAGGCUGUUUUGUACGGAGGACGUGUGAAACUCUGAGCUAUAAACCCUGUGAUGUGAAUGCACACUGUGUGAUGGGCCACAGCAGUGAUAUUUCCUGUGUGUGUAACGUUGGCUGGGCAGGUAAUGGGGACAUCUGUGGUCCAGACUCAGACAUUGAUGGUUACCCUGAUGGGCCUCUUCCAUGCAUUGACAACGACAAACACUGCAGAGCGGACAACUGUGCAAAUACCCCAAACUCUGGUCAAGAGGACACAGAUGGAGAUGGGAUUGGUGAUCAGUGUGACGAGGAUGCAGAUGGAGAUGGAAUUAAAAAUGUUGAGGACAACUGUCGCCUGGUACCUAAUAAGGACCAGCAGUACUCUGACACAGACUCCUAUGGCGAUGCUUGUGAUAACUGCCCAAACGCUCCCAAUGGAGAUCAGCUUGAUACUGAUGGCAAUGGCAAGGGAGACAUCUGUGACAAUGAUAUUGAUGGAGAUGGCAUCCCUAACGUAUUGGACAACUGUCCUAAGAUACCCAACCCCAUGCAGAUAGACCGAGAUGGAGAUGGUGUGGGUGACGCAUGCGACAGCUGUCCUGAGGUCAACGAUCCAUUGCAGUCUGAUAUGGACAAUGAUUUGGUGGGAGAUGUAUGCGAUACAAACAAGGACAUGGAUGGUGAUGGAUAUCAGGAGCGGGAUAACUGUCCUGAAGUGCCUAACAGUUCUCAGCUGGACUCAGAUAAUGAUGGCAUUGGGGACGAGUGUGAUAAUGAUGAUGAUAAUGAUGGAAUUCCAGAUAUCCUUCCUCCCGGCCCAGAUAACUGCAGACUUGUUCCCAACCCCAACCAAAAAGAUACUGAUGCCAAUGGAGUUGGAGACAUGUGUGAGAAAGACUUUGACAAUGAUAAAGUGACUGACUUGUUGGAUGCGUGCCCUGAAAAUGCAGAGGUCACUAUGACAGAUUUCAGGGCGUUCCAGACGGUCAUUCUCGACCCAGAAGGAGACACUCAGAUCGACCCCAAUUGGGUGGUAGUAAAUAAGGGAAUGGAGAUUGUGCAGACCAUGAACAGCGACCCUGGUUUGGCUGUGGGCUACACAGCAUUUAAUGGUGUCGAUUUUGAGGGCACAAUCCACGUGAACACGGCCACUGAUGACGAUUACGUGGGCUUCAUCUUUGGCUAUCAGGACUCUUCCAGCUUCUAUGUGGUGAUGUGGAAACAGACAGAACAGACGUAUUGGCAGAAUUUACCUUUCAAAGCCUCAGCUCAGCCUGGACUACAGCUUAAGGCAGUGAAGUCUCGGACAGGUCCUGGUGAGUAUCUGCGUAAUGCCCUGUGGCACACAGGAGACACACCUGGGGAAGUUACUUUGCUCUGGAAGGACCCAAGAAAUGUGGGCUGGAAGGACAGGACGUCCUAUCGAUGGCACCUCACUCACCGUCCACAGGUGGGCUACAUACGAUUGAGAUUGUAUGAAGGUACAGCCCUAGUGGCAGAUUCAGGAGUCGUGAUUGACACGACUAUGAGAGGAGGGCGGCUGGGCGUCUUCUGUUUCUCUCAGGAGAACGUCAUAUGGUCUAAUAUCAGCUAUAGAUGCAAUGAUUCCAUCACAGAUGACUUUAUUCUGUACCAGAAGCAGAUGAAUGUGAGGACAUAAGCAUCUCCUCAUCUCAAGAAGCUACGUCUUACUGUGUGCUUGUAUAUAUGUGUGUUUGAAGUGGUAAAUAAGUUGUCUGCGAAUUUGACGGCUUGCAAUAAAAUAAGUUUG
This is a messenger RNA of Carassius auratus (goldfish), 2705 nucleotides long. Its product is annotated as thrombospondin-3b-like. Lineage: Eukaryota; Metazoa; Chordata; Actinopteri; Cypriniformes; Cyprinidae. Gene Ontology annotation, biological process: cell adhesion. Gene Ontology annotation, molecular function: calcium ion binding. Gene Ontology annotation, cellular component: extracellular region. The record is from RefSeq and is a predicted model, not a curated record.